Saccostrea cuccullata (small rock oyster) is the source of this 3325-nucleotide messenger RNA. RefSeq lists its product as uncharacterized. The record is from RefSeq and is a predicted model, not a curated record. The transcript is spliced from 2 exons. The coding region runs from base 233 to 2650 and encodes 805 amino acids. NCBI's taxonomy places the organism in Eukaryota, Metazoa, Mollusca, Bivalvia, Ostreida, Ostreidae. Gene Ontology annotation, molecular function: protein binding.
UUAAGUACUAUAGUAAUUGUGAGGAUGUGUUUUUAUUUAUACAGAUGCAAUUUUACCUGAGGCCAGAAAUAUUUUAGUUAAUACGGCGAAUGUGCUAAGGACACAUCGGUUGUCAGAAACAUACACAGUUACGUCCGCUGUCCAAGGAACAAUAGAAAAGCUGAGAAAGUAUAAACUUUCCGUUUUAGUAGGUUAUGGUGGAGAAGGAAAAACAACGACAGCUUAUGAAGUAAUGUGUCAUAUGUUAGAAAACUCAACAGAAAAUCCCCUUACACCCGUUGAAAUAAAAUAUCCAGAGGAAUGGAACAAAGUAGUUAAUGCCUAUGGGAAUUUUAUAGUUUUCCUUGAUGAUUUUAUGGGUUCCUUUAAUCUAGAUACCGAUGCAAUGGAAAAAUGGAAAAAUCACGUAAAUUUUAUUUUUCCCUCAAUAAAAGGGAGAAAUAUAUAUCUAAUGUUUGGGAUAAGGAAAAAUGUAAUGGAAGCAGCAAAGAACCGUUACCAAGUCCAUGAACUUUUUAAGGAGAAGUAUAUAAUUGACUUCUCCAAAGAAUUUGCAUUGUCGGAAAAGGAAAAAUUAGCAAUGCUAGAAGCUUUUGAAAAGAAAUAUAUUAAUAGAAAUACCAGUUUGCAAGGCAAAGAAAUGAAUGGGCAUCAAAAAGAAAAUGUUACAGAAAAAAUGAGCCAAUUAUCAGACUUGGAUAAAAAAAAAAUUGUCCAGUCUAAUCCUUUUUAUGGUUUUCCUCUCACAUGUUUCCAGUUUUUUACAAUACGAGGUUGCUAUGAACUUGGGCCUGCAUUUUUUUUGCGCCCAAACCGAGAGCUUUUUACAAGAAUAGAAAACAUGCGCACUUCGAACGACAUAUACGAAAAAAUACGUUACACAGUUUUGUCGUAUAUUUUUGUACAUGGAUCUAUUUGUCUUCAAAACUUUGAUAUUGCCUUGUAUGAGACCGUUUGCGUAAAAGUACGUUUACAAAACAUCAGGGAAAUUGAAAUACAGGAUGCUAUACAUUCAAUGGAUGGGUCAUUUCUUUCAGAAUCAUCAAUUAAAGGAAAAUACAUGUUUUCACAUGACACAAUUUUAGAGACAAUUUUAGUGUCAUAUGGGCAAUUAGCACCCGAUGUUGUAAUCAAAAUAUGUAGUAGACAAAAAUUGCAAGAACUGCUCCGAACCGAAAACUGUGAGAUGAAGCAGCAUGAAGUUGCUCUGAAGAUUAAAAAAGCAAACUUCAGUGAUCUUUGCCAGAUAAUGUUGUAUGGAGAUGAUGCCGAUGAUAUCAUAUCAGAUCCGUUUCUUGCAGCUCGAAACAUAGCUUGGCAUCCUGCCUCCACUGAUCCAAAUUUUGUGACUCAUCUUUUACAUUUCGAUGCUUCAGAAAGACUGAUUGACGUUAUAUCAAAUCUGGUGAAAGUAUUACCAUUUUGUCCACAAAAAGAACCGACAUUGCUUUUUAUGUUGUUGGAAGAUUUUGGUCCACACAUCACAAAUCUUGAAGAAUCAAAAAAACCUACCAUAACUGAUGUAACUAUUUUAAAAUUAGUUUUAGAAAUUGUGCAGUUUGCAUGUGAUAAGGAGAAAUAUAUUUUAUGUAUACUGAGAUAUGUUCAGAAAUAUAGAAAUUUUGAAAAUCUUGUAGAUGCAAAAAUCGGAGGACAGUCUUUUCAUACCCUCUCUCUCUUUCACUAUUGUGUACUCCAUGGCUGGAGUAAUGCUGUGGAUUUUAUCCUUCAGUAUAAAAAUCCAAUAAAAACUGGAGAAAAUUGGUCAUGUGCUCAUUUAGCAGCAUACGCAGGACGUUUUGAAUUACUGUGCAAGUUUGAAGCUCUUGAUCAGAAUAUAGAAAGAUUAGACAGAACAAAUGAAGGUUAUACUGUAUUACAAACUGCAAUGUUUGGUCUCAGAUACGGACAUGGUGAGGUCUACAAACCUUCUUACAGCAUGAAUACAGGCGCGAUUUAUUCUUUUCAUUUUAACAUUGUAUUUCCAGGGGAGGAAAGCUUUAAAAACGUGUUGAUUUUUGUGCUUCAAGUUGGGGAUACUAAAACAACACCAAAUGACGUCGAAAUAUGUGUGGAUGAUAUUCCGGAUAAAAAUGCCGUUACACAUGCUUUAGUCAAUAACUCUCAGUAUGUUACCGAUAGGCUUACGUGUUACUGUGAUCCAACAAAAAAGAGUGGAAAUAAUAUAGUGUUUUACUUGACUAUACAUAAUUAUGCAGAUAUCCUCGUUCUGUUACUCAAAGAAAAUAGAGGUAUUGCGCUUUACAGGAAUGAAAAUGAGCUGCCUACCUCAUUGCACUUGGCUUCAUAUCUUGGUAGAUGUAAAAUUUUGAAAAUAUUGUUGGAAUGUGGAGUAUUUGUUCAAACCCCUGACUUGGAAAUGUCUCUGCUGGAAGCACUCAGAAGUGGUGAGAAACUCUCUGGAAGGACUUUGCAAUAUGACAUGAUUAAGCAUGAAACUGAUUGGAAAUCUUGCUGGAAUGAUGGUGAGAAUGAAGUUCUGGAUUUCAAGCUUAAAUCAUUUACGUUUGUGAAAAUUCGCUUUGGCAAUGCCUGUGACUUUAGAGAUACAAGUGAUUAUAUACGAAGGAACAGAGAGUUUGGUUCACUAAAGACAUCUUCAGUGCACAAAGAAUUAGAGCGUGUUUAGUAUCACUCUUAAGACUGUGAAGCUUAGACUAUGCAGCCGAAGAAAAAUUUUGGUAUCGAUUUCGCUGACUUCAUUAAUACAGGUACCGGUCUUUAAAGAGACUACACAUUUUAUUCUUAUAAUAUACUGAAAGGAAAAAAAAUGCGGGAUAGCAUAAUAUUCAAAAAAAUUUUUGACUGCAUAACCGAAAAUUACGAAAGUUGGUCAGAAUGUUUGAUACUAUGCACUAAAAUUAGUGUUCAUAAUUAUACUCAAUCGUAAAUUGUGCACUUAAAAUACUAAUAGUUAAUGUUUAAGCAAAUUUUAGAUUUGAUACAAAAUUAUUUAACUUGGUUGAAUAACUUUAUGUUGAUGACUUCACUUCAGCAUCUGAGAUAUAGACGUUUUACAUAUGACCCUAAGGGGUACGUUAAAUGCAACAAAAUGGAGUCCAAGUUUGUAUCCUGAUUAAAAAUAAUUUUCAACAUAAACAUAUUGGUCUUUUUAUAGUUAUUUGAUUAGUUAUUAGAAGUAUAAGAUUUUUCUAAUUCCUGUGCAAGAUGAGGAACUUUAUUUUAGUUAUUUAAAGCUGAACACUACUCGUAAAUAGGCAUAGUCCGCCAUAUUUCCCGUUGUUGUUCAACGUUCACCCUACAACCCAUAUAUAAGAAGCAGAUCCCUAAUCAGUUCAAUGUA